AUUCUAUUCUUUUCUCUCUUUUACUUAAAUAAUAAAUAUUUAUGAUAUUUAUUAUUUUGACAUUCUUAAAAUCUCUUUUGUUAUUGCACAUCACUCUUUUCACUUGGCCUUCAUAUAUUUGAAUUAUUGUUGCCUUGACUCCUAUUGUUUCCUUUCGUUUUAUGAUUGUACCACUGUAUAUAUUUUGUUCAUUGAGUCGGCAACUUUUGUAAUUGUUUGGGCUCUUAAACUUAUCCGUGUGGGUAAAUCACGGACAAUGUUCACAUGGAGUUCGUAGUAAAGGUGAACUAGACACCAACUCGUAUCGGUGAUUUAAGCAUACGAGCACGUUUCUGGGGUAUGAGACGUGAGAAGAUCAUGAUCGUUAUUGUUUUGUGGAAUGUUUCAUACAUUCUUUAUUUCUUCUUGUGGAUAACCGAAGAAGAAAUCAUUGUUCUGUAUUUGCUCGGUGAUUGGAGUUGAGCAAGUACAGUUUUGUGUAAGAGACCCGUAUUGUGUCAUUUAUUCAUCAUUGAGUCUUAUUUAUAGUUCAUUGUUUAUCUCGAUUAUUGUGACUUGAGGUACUUAUUUGUACCAAUUUAUUGUAAUCAUUGUUUCGAGAUUAUUGAUACUCUUUGCACCUACACUAUUUUUAUAUUCGUACUGGGCAUUGGCUCACUCUCGUUUGCUUUCUUUCCGCAGGUAAUCAGGGGUAGCGGGGAUCGUGAUGAGUGACACCCACCUUUAGUUGCUUUCGUUGUUAGGGGCUAUAAUAAGACUUUAGAGCUUAUAUUUCUAUUGGUUUCAGACUUUGUUGGAUUUAUUAUCAUGGAGUUUCAGACUUUAUUAUCCAUAUUGACAUUUUGGUUGUUAAAUUAUUAUAUUAUUUCUGAAUGAAUUUAGAAUUAUUUAAUCGUUUAGCCCCAUUGUAAAAGUGGGGUGUUACAUUUUUGGCAUCAGAGCCCAGGUUAUGAUUCUGUAGACUAGCCUUAGGGCAUUUGACCUGUGAGUUUUGGGUUGACUUCGUAUGGGUAGAAGUAAGAUUUUGAUAUAACUGCGAUAUUUACUCGAUAUUCACUCUAUAUGUGUUCUCAUAAUAAAUGUUGCAGGAUGCCGCCUAGAAGAGAUACCUCGAGAAAUAAUGCAGGAGGACAACAGAUCGUGAUGGACAGGGAAACUUUCUUGGACAUGGUUAGGGAGGUAGCUAAUCAGCAAAGGCAGAAUACUCCUGGUAAUGUGCCCAAUCAGGAAGGCCAGACUAUGUUUGACCGUUUUAUGAAGCAGCGGCCCAAUGUUUUUAAGGAAGCUAAACACCCUAUGGAUGCUGAGGCUUGGAUUGAUCACAUGGAGAAAAUAUUUCGGGUCCUAAAUUGUUCUGAGGAGGAGAAAGCUCGUUUUGGUAUCUACCGUCUUGAGGGGGAUGCUAGUACUUGGUGGAAGUCAGUGGUGGCUUCUCAUGCAGCUGGGUAUGAGGACACUCUCACCUGGAAUGUGUUCAAGGCACAUUUUGAUCAGAGAUAUUUUCCUGCUAGUGUUCGGGAGGAGUAUGCUCGUGAGUACCAGAAUAUUGCUCAGAAGGAGGAUGAGUCUGUGGCAGAUUUCCAGAUUCGAUUUCAGAGGUUGGCUAAUUAUGCUCGGUCUAUUGCUGGGAACGAUGCUGAUAAAAUUAUGAAGUUCAAGUGGGCUCUAAAGACUUCAAUCCGGAAUCAUAUUAUCGCCAACCGCUACACCACUAUGGACAGCUUAGUUGAUAGUGCCAGGGACCAGGAGCUUCAUCAGGCUGAUUUUCGUAAACAAAAGGACAUGCAGGGUCAGAAGAGGAAGAGAGAUGAUGAUCCGCCCAAAUUCCAGAAUAAUGGUGGAUCUUCGGGCGGAUUUAGACAGAACAAUCAGAGGUACAACACCCGCAGCUUUCAGCAGAAAAAUGGGAAUCAGGGGAAUCAGCAAAACAGGUCAGGCAAUCAAUCUGGGAGUCAGUCAGGCGGUCAAACUGGUCAGAAUGGAGGAAGGUCUGCUUGUGCACACUGUGGGAAAAUGCACAGUGGUGUUUGUCACUGGAUUUCCAGAGCAUGUUUCAAUUGUGGCCGUCAAGGCCAUACUAUCAAGGACUGCAAGGCACCAUUAAAGAAGUCUGGGGACCAGAAUAAUAAUACUGGGAAGAAUGAGCAGAAAAGUUCUGGACGCGUGUUUUCUCUCACUGCAAAGGAUGCGGCUAACUCUUCAGGUAAUCAGGGGUAGCGGGGAUCGUGAUGAGUGACACCCACCUUUAGUUGCUUUCGUUGUUAGGGGCUAUAAUAAGACUUUAGAGCUUAUAUUUCUAUUGGUUUCAGACUUUGUUGGAUUUAUUAUCAUGGAGUUUCAGACUUUAUUAUCCAUAUUGACAUUUUGGUUGUUAAAUUAUUAUAUUAUUUCUGAAUGAA
Daucus carota subsp. sativus is the source of this 2399-nucleotide messenger RNA. RefSeq lists its product as uncharacterized. The transcript has 2 exons. Gene Ontology annotation, molecular function: nucleic acid binding; zinc ion binding. Bases 1063 to 2217 code for a protein of 384 amino acids. The record is from RefSeq and is a predicted model, not a curated record. Lineage: Eukaryota; Viridiplantae; Streptophyta; Magnoliopsida; Apiales; Apiaceae.